AUGGGAAACUUUUGUCAGAAGCAUUGUGCCUGUUUGGAGUCCUACAUCCCAUGCUUAUUCUCAAGGAGAGACAGUGAGCAGGAUGAGAAAGUUGGCCAAGUCUUUACCAACCUUGCUGUGGUAAGGCAUGAUUUCCAAGCAGGACAGAAAGACAGAGAGAGUAAGAUAAAAGAGAAACCUUUACCUCCACUGCCUGGCCAGCAUUUGGUGAAUAUUUGCAGAUUUGUGGCACUCUUUGACUACGAGGCUCGCACUGAGGAGGACUUGAGCUUCCAAGCUGGGGAUAAGCUUCAAGUGCUGGAUGCAUCCCACGAGGGCUGGUGGUAUGCUAGGCUCCUCCUGCCAACAGGGUCAAUCUCUCCUGGCCGCAAGCUCCAGGGCUACAUCCCCGCCAACUACGUUGCUGCUGACCAGAGCAUCGAAGCUGAGCCAUGGUUUUUUGGCCCAAUCAAACGAGCAGAUGCUGAGAGACAACUGUCAUACCCUGGAAACCAGGCAGGAACCUUCCUAAUUCGAGAAAGCGAAAGUCUAAAAGGCGAAUACUCACUCUCAGUUUUUGAUGGUGUUUCUGUGAAGCACUACAGGAUCAGAAAGCUGGAUGAAGGAGGCUUUUUCCUAAGCAGAAGGAAAACUUUCAAGACUCUGAAUGAGUUUGUUGACUAUUACAGUAAGAACAGUGAUGGCCUCUGUGUGGUGCUCGGAAAGCCAUGCCUAAAGGUACAAAUUCCUACUACUUUUGAUCUGUCAUAUAAAACUGUCGAUCAGUGGGAGAUAGACCGACAAUCUCUGAAAUUAGUGAAAAAAUUAGGAUCUGGUCAGUUUGGUGAGGUCUGGGAAGGCCUGUGGAAUAAUACCACCCCUGUGGCAAUCAAAACAUUAAAACCAGGUUCAAUGGAUCCAAAGGACUUUCUGAGGGAAGCACAAAUAAUGAAGAACUUGAGACAUCCAAAGCUUAUACAGCUUUAUGCUGUCUGUACUUUGGAGGACCCAAUUUAUAUUAUUACUGAGCUGAUGAGCUAUGGAAGUCUUCUAGAAUACCUUCAAAAAGAUGCAGGAUCCCAAAUCUUCCUGCCACAUCAAAUAGACAUGGCUGCUCAGGUGGCUUCUGGCAUGGCUUACCUUGAAUCUCAGAACUACAUCCAUCGGGAUCUUGCAGCCAGGAAUGUUCUUGUUGGUGAACAUAGUGUUUACAAAGUGGCAGACUUUGGACUUGCAAGAGUUUUUAAGGUAGAAAAUGAAAACGUAUACGAAGCUAGGCCUGAAACAAAACUCCCAGUGAAAUGGACAGCCCCGGAGGCCAUCCGCUAUAACAAAUUCAGCAUUAAGUCAGAUGUCUGGUCAUUUGGAAUACUUCUCUUCGAAAUAAUCACCUAUGGGAAGAUGCCUUAUGCUGGUAAGAAUGAUGAGCCCUGCCCGCUGCCGCUCUACCAGCUGAUGCUGCAGUGCUGGAGCACGGAGGUGGGCGGGCGUCCCACCUUCGAGGCCCUCUGUGGGCAGCUGGAGGGCUACUUCGAGACCAACUCCUCUUCCUACACCCAGGCCCAGGCCGUGGUGAAGUGA
Molecule: messenger RNA, 1560 nt
Organism: Egretta garzetta (little egret)
Lineage: Eukaryota; Metazoa; Chordata; Aves; Pelecaniformes; Ardeidae
Gene: FRK
Product: fyn related Src family tyrosine kinase
Exons: 8
Coding region: 1-1560 (519 amino acids)
Biological process (GO): cell differentiation; cell surface receptor protein tyrosine kinase signaling pathway; innate immune response
Cellular component (GO): extrinsic component of cytoplasmic side of plasma membrane
Molecular function (GO): non-membrane spanning protein tyrosine kinase activity; signaling receptor binding; ATP binding
Source: RefSeq, a predicted model, not a curated record